Messenger RNA from Aricia agestis (brown argus), 927 nucleotides. RefSeq names its product trypsin epsilon-like. The coding region runs from base 66 to 917 and encodes 283 amino acids. Lineage: Eukaryota; Metazoa; Arthropoda; Insecta; Lepidoptera; Lycaenidae. Gene Ontology annotation, molecular function: serine-type endopeptidase activity. Gene Ontology annotation, biological process: proteolysis. The record is from RefSeq and is a predicted model, not a curated record. The transcript is spliced from 4 exons.
UUUAAACACAUUUGUGUUUCGUUUUUAUUGUUCAUCUCGAUAACAGUUGUUUGCCGUGAUUAAAUAUGCAAUGUAGAAGUUUUGUCGUCAUAUUACUUGGUUUGGUUUUAUGUGUACAUUUUUCGGUGUGCAUUUUAAAAAAGAAUGUUGCCAAAUCUAACCCUAGUGUGUCUCGACUAUACCCCAUCGAGAAGAGAGUCAUCGGUGGUAUACCGACAAGCUUGAACCAGUACCCCUUUACGGUGCAAUUCAUAAAUUUAGGUGCUCUAUGCGGAGGCUCCAUACUCAGUAAGAAGACCGUCCUCACUGCGGCUCACUGCUUUGAUUUGAAUCAGGAUAAGGAAGAAAUGAUUAUAGUAGCAAAUGCACGAUUUGUAAUGGAUUACCGAGGUAUCAAGUAUGAGGUUUGGGACUACAUAGUACACGAGGGCUACUUAGCAGACGAUAAAGAGUCUUAUUCGAAUGACGUAGCGGUCAUAUUGAUACAAGAAGAUUUUGAAUUCAACGAUUCCGUGCAGACGGCCCAGCUGUGUACCACCUCUGUAUGGAUGAGACGAAAUGAAACGUUCUAUGCUACAGGCUGGGGAGAGACUGAGUACGGCAAGUCCGUACUCGGGAACGCUCUCAGCUCAGCAUCACUCAGCUUCGUGGAUACUCGCGACUGCACGGAAUGGAACAAGCUGGCAGUGAGCGCGGACCAGUUCUGUCUGUACGGAGACGGCGAACGGGACACGUGCCGGGGAGACUCGGGCGGGCCCAUCCUGUGGAGAGGCUUGAUAGUCGGCAUAACGUCGUACGGGCGGCGCUGCGGCACGGCGCCCGGGAUGUAUGUCAACGUGGGAUACUUUCACCGCUGGAUACAAAACGCAGUCACUUCACUCAAACAAAAAUUUUGUUUAUUUGAAGAUGAAAGCUAGGAAACUGAAU